AUGCCUGGUGCUGAGGGGCGUUCUCAUUAUAGUCAGUUGGAGAAUAUCAAGCCGCUGGUAGGUUUACGUGUAAAGCCGGAAGACAUCGAUCGUGGAAAGCGCUAUUUCUACGACCGUGAUGAGUUGUUGCGAAUCUCGCAACUUGCGGGAAGCUUGUCCAGGCCGAACGCGCUUUCCCCAGAAUUCAACGACGAGAAUAACAAAUUUGCGCCCGGGAAAUGGUUGCUCCAUCUCUGGGAGAAGCAAGAAAUUGAACAUGGCCCGCUGCGCGACGUGAGCCGCUUGAAGGUUGAUGCUGCCGAGGAGGCGAUUCUAUCCCCUCAACGACGAGGUUUUGCCAGCGGUUGUUGCCCGCCUGCUGACAAGAGCGAACCAGCGAAGAAAGUCUACCCCGGUUGGCAGACGAUGGACGUGAAGCCGCGUUGGAGCGAAGAUAAGAAAUUUGAGGAGCGCAACAAGAAAGGAAAAGACCGUGACGGUGAUGAUUGGAAGUUCAAGGGCCGGAAUUGGAGGGAAGAGGACAAAGCCAAGGCUGAUUUCAAGCUUCCAUUUCAAAAGAACGUUGAGAAGAAAGGCGCUCCAUUUUCCUACUUAAAGAAUGGUCGAGGGUCGCCGCCUGGUGGAAAUUCGCGUGAUUUCCGGCCGUCUUUUGGACGUGGACAGGAUGCUCAGCGCCGCCACCAUUAUCAAGAAGAGCGGCUGCCAGAAUGGGCAGAAGACGGACCCAGCACUAUGGAAGAUAUGAUUGAACUGAAAGGGUUCGAUGACCCACAGCCGAAAAGAAAAGACAAAAACAAGAAGCAGGCUAGCCCUGAGACGAGCUUGGAAAGUAUGACUAGCGGUCUGCAGACAAGUAUUCCGGAGUCCGAUGCUGAAUUUGCCGCAUAUCUGGGCAUCUUGGAUGCGAAUGUGCAACGAAUGGAAGCGCAGAAGAAGGAGCAGUCCACACCUACCGCCAGUCGUCUCAUCCGUUUCAUGAAGUCUCAGCAAUCGGAAUCAAUGGAAAGCGGUGCGCAGGUGACCACAAGCGACGAGUCCUUGGUCAGCCAGCCGCAGCAGCAGCAAUACCAGCCCAGCGCUAUCAUCCAGAAGCUCUUCCCUAGUGACCCGCCCACACCUCUUAGAUUGGACCACGUUUCUUCAUAUUCCACGCCAGCUUAUUACCCGCCGCCUCCGAUGCUCCCUCCUCCAGAGGAAUUCGAGAGGAUGAUCAUGGCAAAGUUAGCGCCUGCCGCCAAUCAUCAGGCUCAGCAGCGCCAAGAAAAUGUAAAUUCGUUCGAAGCUUGGCUGGCCAGAUUCGAGCGUGCGUCGGUCCUUAGACCCUAUGUGCGUUGGAACGAUGGCGAGGCCUAUAGUCUACAGGGAAUGAUUCCCCCACCAGAUCCGCGGGAGUGGCACGGUCCGAUUCCGCUUUUUCCGAUGAUGAAAUGGGAGCAAGUCCCAGUUGAUCAGCGGAUGCUCAUCGAGCAUAUGUAUCGCCAUUCGUUGGCUCAAGCGGCAACCAGCAGGGGCUGUGCCCCGACUCCUGAAGUCGCCGACCGUAUUCGGCAUGCCGCGAUUGAGCGUGUCAUUUUCAAUCUUAUCCGGAAGGCUGGACAGGACGCCGAGCAGCCUCAAUUCCAGCAACCCGGAUAUAAAAAUUUCAACCAUGGGGCAGCCUCCUUGGUCCCAGCGUCCGUCGCUCGGAACAUGAAAGCUGCGCAAGGCCCUCCGAUUUCGAUGCCUCAAGUCUCACUCAGCCAGGCCGUCAAUGAGCCACACCACCAUCCGCUCGGGCAGCUUGGAGUUCUUUCCGGAGUCACUGGAGAUCCAUCACACCAAAACCAUGACUUGGCUCGCAUACGUACAACCUACAACCACAUCCAUGGAGCUUUGAACAGUGGCCUGUCGAUGUCCGCCGGUCUCCCGCAAAUGUCCGAGGCACCUCAGCAUGGACACGCACCUGGACAGCAUCGUAUCGAUCCCCAGAUGCUUCUUCAUCUCCAACAACAACAAGUCAUGUACCAACAGCAUGUUCUCAACCAAAUGCGUCAGGCUCAGCUGCAGGCUCACCAGCAACAUCGGCGCUCGCCGCAGCUGCACCACCAGCAGCAACAGCCAUACAAUUCGCAGCAUGGACCACCGGCUGAUGACAUGAACCCUCUCGAGAAGCUACUUGCUAAUGCCGGGAUAAGAAGCAAUCAAGCACCAGCACCGCAGCCUCAACAACGUACCUUCAACCUUCCGCCCGCAGCUCUCUUUGCCUAUGCAAAUAAUGGUGCAGAAGCUUCCGGCAGGAUGCCAUCAACUGGCGUGCGACCUCCACAAGACGCCAUCACGCUGGAAGAGCUCGAGCGGCAAUACCCCAUUGACGGA
This is a messenger RNA of Mesorhabditis spiculigera, 2355 nucleotides long. NCBI's taxonomy places the organism in Eukaryota, Metazoa, Nematoda, Chromadorea, Rhabditida, Rhabditidae. The record is from the annotation of a GenBank genome assembly.